AUGGCCGGCUUAACAAUUACCCUCGUGGCGAUCUGCCUUGUGAUCGCGGCUGCUGAGGAUAAGCGCGCCUACACCACUAAAUACGACGACGUUGAUAUCGACGCGGUCAUUGGUAACGAGCGAUUGCUGACCAACUACGUCGGCUGCCUCCUGGAUCUGAAGCCCUGCACGCCAGACGCCGCUGAGCUCAAAGCCAACCUCCCGGACGCCCUAGCAACGAACUGCUCGGGCUGCAGUGAGGCCCAGCGGAGGAUGUCGGAGAAGCUUACGUACUACCUGAUCGACCAUCGGCCCGAGGACUGGGCCCUCCUCGAGCUGAGGUACGACCCGACGGGUGCAUACCGCGAGCGCUACCUCAGCGCCGAGAAUAAGGACAAGGGUGAGGGCAAGGACGUCGACGAUGACAAGACUACUACUACUACUACUACUACUACUACUACUACUACUACUACUACUACUACUACUACUACU
Molecule: messenger RNA, 471 nt
Organism: Ceratosolen solmsi marchali
Lineage: Eukaryota; Metazoa; Arthropoda; Insecta; Hymenoptera; Agaonidae
Product: ejaculatory bulb-specific protein 3-like
Exons: 3
Source: RefSeq, a predicted model, not a curated record